Messenger RNA from Lolium rigidum, 861 nucleotides. RefSeq names its product jasmonate-induced protein homolog. The record is from RefSeq and is a predicted model, not a curated record. Lineage: Eukaryota; Viridiplantae; Streptophyta; Magnoliopsida; Poales; Poaceae. Bases 84 to 620 code for a protein of 178 amino acids. The transcript is spliced from 3 exons.
UGUACUCACCACAUUGCUCUGAUAGAUGCAAUAUCUCCUACGCUGAACUCAAGCACCACUUCAUUUUAGCUCCAUACAGGAAAAUGGCAUCAAUCCAAUGUGAGAAGAAGGAUGUGGAACUCAGUUUGGAGGAGAAAGCAAGUUUAGAUGAGCUCACCAAGCAAGCUGAGCACUCGCUGAACUCUCAGGAACUACUAGCAGGUGCUUUGAAGAAUCAAACAACGGGGCCCCUGAGUAUUAUUGCUAGCAAGAUAUUUGCAGGACAGGUUGUCAGAAACUUCCCCAACCCUCUUUGCAAUUUGGAUGGUUUCGCCAUGUCAGGCACGUUCGUCAAAGGUGUCAAGGCUGCUGUGGUGUAUUCCGCCAAAAACAAAGCUGGUGUAGAAUGUGGAUGGCUCCUUGCCUUUUCCGACACCAUAAAUUCUGCUGGAGGGAGGGUAUUUGUGGAAUGUGGCCAUAAAGGUAAAUUUAGCAACAUCAAUUGGGCACAAGUUGAGCAGAAACUGGAGAAAUCCGGAGCCAUUGCUAAGGCAUAUGACAUAGAGACUGGAACAUCACUCUAUGCUGGCAUUUGUGGACCUACCGGAAAAUCUGCUGUUGCUGCAGGAUUCCUUGUUUAACUGAGUUUGAGCAAGGAUGUACUAGAUUUGGUGGACUAUUAAAUAUUGUAAUAAUCUCGCAACUGUGUUGCCUGUAGCAAUCAUGUGUGAUAUGCUACAUACUACAUUUUAUUUUCAUGUUUAUCUUUUUUGUUUGCACUUUGUAAUAAUAAGGGCCGGGUACACCUUAGGGUGCAGAGGCCAGAAGGGCUGCUCUUCAAUAUAUAAUAUCAAGAUCCACCAGAUCAUUAUCUAUUAUAAA